This is a messenger RNA of Cyphellophora europaea CBS 101466, 1935 nucleotides long. RefSeq lists its product as uncharacterized. Bases 1 to 1935 code for a protein of 644 amino acids. Lineage: Eukaryota; Fungi; Ascomycota; Eurotiomycetes; Chaetothyriales; Cyphellophoraceae. The transcript has a single exon. The record is from RefSeq and is a predicted model, not a curated record.
AUGUGGCUGACCUCGGGCGCGUCCAAGCGCUCACGUAACUCGCCGCGUUCAAAGUCCCCCCAAUCCAACACACCUCGCGCAGAAUCGCCUUCUGCCAUCCUGACAGAGACGCUCCGCAGAAACCCGUUUCGUUCCAGGAAGGAUGUCGAGUCAAAAGAGGAUGCAAGAACAAGGUCGAUGAACAAGGAUCUCCACAUCCUGGCAGGUUUCUUUCCCGACGUUCAGAUCGAGGUCAUACGCGAACUGCUGAAUCGCUUCGAUGGCGACAGCCGCCUGCAGAUAUGUACAGAACAGCUCUACCGUUUCAAAGGCGAAUGGGCCGCCGGGAGACAGCAAAAUCCGCCGCGAACUCCUGGAGCAGACAUUCCCGCAGACCAACUUUUCCGCGCCCAAGCAUAUAUUGAUGCGACAACCAGAAUUCUGACCCUCGAGUUUCGCUCCUCCAGCAAGGGCUCCAUCAGCGCCGUCCUUGCUGAAGUCAACAAUUCAUACUCCAAGGCACGCCCCAUCCUCUUCAACAUCGCCAACAAGACGAAAUGGGCUAUGUUCACACAGGCAAUUGGUUGGAAGCGGAAGCGGACCGUUGAAGAUGCGCCAUCCGUUCUCUUCGAGAAGACGCAUCCAGAGAGUGGUCCACCACAGUUAAACCUCUCUGGCAACGCGGCUCUGGAUGCAGAGCUCGAAGAAUUGUUCGUCAAACCAGCUCUCCGGCAAAAGGCAGAUGAACAGGAGAUUCAGGAUCGUGGCUUGGCUGAGAGACUGAAUGAAACCGAGGCGACUGCUGCCGAAGCGCUGUUCGAAUGCGAGGUAUGCUACAACGAUGUCCCCUUUGAAAAUGUCAGUACGUGCACUACGGCCGAGCACAAUGUGUGUCUGGAUUGUGUGCGGCGGACUCUCCACGAAGCCAUCUAUGGUCAGGGUUGGCACCAGUCUGUGUCGGUCGAGCACGGCACGCUAAAAUGUCUCUCGACAUCUGACUGUGACGGGCGUAUACCUGCGUUCCUGGUCCAACGAGCCAUUCUGCCACAACCUUCCGGACCUAACACCUGGGCCACCUUCGAGGCGCGCUUGUUCGAGGCCAGCGUUCAGACCACAGACAUGAGUCUUGUCAGAUGCCCAUUCUGUUCCUAUGCCGAAGCCGAGAAGCCGCUCACACAUGUCACGGCACGAUCUUUUCGAUGGUCACUUCGUCGACCGGCUCUUCCGGCCAUUACGCUUAUCCUUCUUAUGGAGCUCAUUCCCGCCAUUUUGUUCUUGCUGGCACCGCUGUUGCUCUUCUUUCCAAACUAUUUCAGACGACUUUUCUAUACCGCCGUUGCACAUAUCGCGCAUCGUAAUCGUCGCACCAGAUUCACAUGCCUGAACGAUUCCUGCGGCCGAUCAUCCUGCCUCGUUUGUUUCAAGGCGUGGCACGAUCCCCAUAUCUGCCACGAGCCACUGAUAGUAUCACUGCGGACGAGUGUCGAGGCUGCUAGAACAGCGGCUGUAAAACGAGUGUGUCCUCGCUGCGGUACGGCCUUUGUCAAAUCAAGCGGUUGCAACAAGCUCACCUGCGUUUGCGGUUACUCCAUGUGCUACUUGUGUCGAGCCAACAUUGGCAAGGCCGGGGCGGCAGGGAAUGCAGAGGGAGCCGAGGGCUAUCGGCACUUUUGCGAGCACUUCCGACCUAACGCUGGCAGGAAGUGCACUGAAUGUGACAAAUGCGAUCUGUAUAGAGAAGAAGAUGAGGACGAAGCGGUGCGAAGAGCUGGGGAGCUUGCCGAACAAGAGUGGCGCGAACGCGAGGGUAUGGUUGGUGUCAAGGGGCUCGAGGGUGCGGUCGGCAACUUGGGUGGUCCCGACAGCUGGUGGACGCGAUUUCUUCGAAGCGACUGGACCAUACAAGACCUCGCGAACUCCUCGAUAGCACUGUUGGUGACAGUAGAGGAAGUUUGA